CAAAAUGGUGAACAAUAUGGAUCACGGUUUGCCCAAGUUUCUCUUCUAGGUUAUGAUGAUUGGAAGAUCAUGAUGGAAGCACAUCUCUACGCUCUACAUGACUGCAUGUGGAUGGUGCUUGAGGAUGGACCCUUGAAAAUCCAAAUGGAGAAUCCUGAGAGGAAGCCAGCAACUCCAGAUGUAGUCCAGUACAUUCCAAAGCCCAAAGAAAAAUGGGAUGAUAGAGAUUGCAAAAAGCACAAUCUGGACAACGUCGCCAAAGCAGCCAUCUUCAAGACACUUGAUCCCAUCACCUUCUCCAAGAUUAAGCAUCUCAAGACUGCCAUGGAGAUAUGGCAAGGUCUUGGGAAGCUAUGUGAGGGAUCAGAGGACUUAAGAAAGCAGAAGAUAGAGGUCCUGCUUGAGAAGUUCAAAAGCUUCAAAAUGCUUCCCGGAGAAUCAUUUGAUAUAUUGGACGAAAGAUUCCACAAAAUCUUAAAUGAUCUUGCAUCACUUAACCACGUUCUUUCUCCCAAAGAAAAGAAUGUAAGGUUGCUGAGAUCACUUCCAACCGAGUGGUACACCAAAGCCACAGCCAUGGAAGAAGGAAGAAACCUGGAAAACUACACUGUCCAAGGUCUCCUUGAUGAGCUCAGAACCUAUGAGCACGAGCUGAAGAAGAAGAAGGAAGAACAAGUCACUCCCUUCCCUACGGCAUUGAUGACAACUCCAAGAGUCCCAUCAAGUGAAGGGACAGGCACAAGAAACUGUGACAAACCUUCCUCCAGCCAGCCGUCAAGCUCAAAAAUGGAGAACUACGAUGAGAAAUUUGUCAUGAUGGUCAAACAAUUCCGGAAGUUCAAGAAGUUCUUCAAGAAGGCUGACUUAGUCAGAAGGCCAUCCAAGGGAAAGCCACAGGUAAGUGAUUCCCCUCUUGAAUCUUAUUUAUGUUAUAACUGCAGGAAGCCUGGUCACUGGAAGUCAGCAUGCCCGUACCCAAAGGUGGAGAAGUACGGAGAAAGAGAGAGGAACGAGAAGAAAAAGAAGGCAAUGAUUGCUGCUGAAAGUGACGAGUCAUCCAGCUCAAGCUCGGAUGAAGAAGCCCUCGUCUGCAUGGAGCGCAGAGUUGAGAAGUCCAACCAUGAGGAUAGGUGGACUAUGUCAGAAGAUGACACUCUUUGCCUAAUGGCCAAAGAUGAUGCUGAUCAAGAGGUAACUUCACAAACCUCCUGCUCAUCUUCUUAUGAAAGCAUACCAACUUCUGAAAAUCUUUUUGACCAGUUCAAAAAGAUGAUGGAAGAUUUUGAGGAAAUAAAUCUCAAACAUUCAUCCUUAACAGAGGAGAACAAACUAUUGAGUGAAGAGAAUCUCAAGUUGACUGAAAGUCGGAAAAGUCAACUGAAUGAGAUCACUCAACUCAAGACUGAAAAUGAAUCUCUCUCUAAAAAGGUAAAAUCCCUUAACAAAGAGCUAGGGAUACUUAAGUCCAAAGAAGCAGUGGACAAGCUUCUUGAAACGACCAAACAAAAGGGUCGUGAAGGACUUGGGUUUGACCCCUCUAGUUCCAAAAGGAAAGGGAGAACAACUUUCAUCCCUCCUAAACCUACUGCCAAACCAAAUAAGCAGAAAGGAAAGGAAAAGGAGAAACCAACAGAAGUUCCCAAAAAGUGGCUGUUCAAGACACAUGACGGGUGAUGCGAGCCUUUUGAGCAAUCUAAUUCCCUAUGAUGGUCCAAGAGUUACUUUUGGAGGAAGCAAUGAUUUCAGCCUUACUAAAGGGC
Cuscuta campestris is the source of this 1760-nucleotide messenger RNA. NCBI's taxonomy places the organism in Eukaryota, Viridiplantae, Streptophyta, Magnoliopsida, Solanales, Convolvulaceae. The record is from the annotation of a GenBank genome assembly.